AUGGAUGGAAGAGGUAAUGCAUAUAAAAAAACAUUCAGAUCCUUUAACAAAUCAUCCAAAAACAAUGAGACAACGUUAAAAUCUAACCCAACCAAGAGGUCAAGGCCCAACUCGGACUCUGAUAUGUCUCAAAACAUGUCUCAAGAUCUUUCGGAUCUUAGUGACAUUCUUGACAACAUCUCUAAUGACGAUGGCCUACUACAGCAAGCAACAAACAUCAUCUUAAAUAAACCAGCUCUCAAGAACAGCAUUAUAGACAGAAUGGCUAAUGAAGUUAGGGAUCUCAAAGAUCGGGUAUCGGAACUAGAGAAUAGAGUUGACGAUCUUGAGCAAUACUCCAGAAAAACAUGCUUAAAGUUCACUGGAAUUCCCGAAAUGUCGGAUGAGAACACUAACAAUGUAAUUCUUAACACAAUCAACAAAUGUGUUUUGAAUGAAGGGCAAAUUUCAUUAAAUGUCAAUGCUAUUAGUACUUCCCAUCGUCUUGGACCUCCUCGUCAAGACAGGCCAAGGGACAUUAUUGUCAGAUUUGUACGAUACAGCGACAAGGUCCUUGUUUAUAACAACAAGAGCAACCUAAAGGGCUGGAAUGACAACCCUACUAAUGGCUACAAAAUCUAUAUCAACGAGGCACUGACUCGAAGAAGGUCCAUGUUGUUCGCCAAGACCAGAGAAGCUGUCCGAAAUCACCGGGUUAAAGGUUGUUGGACAUACGACGGAAAAAUCUAUAUUAAGAAAAACAAUGACAAAAAGGCCGUUAUUAAAAACAUAACUGAUUUGGACCGUCUUAUAGUUACAAACACUCAGGCAAGGGAGACGAUAGAUGAGGCCUAG
Messenger RNA from Saccostrea echinata, 834 nucleotides. RefSeq lists its product as uncharacterized. Gene Ontology annotation, cellular component: ribonucleoprotein complex. Lineage: Eukaryota; Metazoa; Mollusca; Bivalvia; Ostreida; Ostreidae. Gene Ontology annotation, molecular function: single-stranded RNA binding. The transcript has a single exon. Gene Ontology annotation, biological process: retrotransposition. The coding region runs from base 1 to 834 and encodes 277 amino acids. The record is from RefSeq and is a predicted model, not a curated record.